UUCGCAGUUCUCAUUUUGAUAGGCGCGAAGUGGCAAUGGAAGAUGGAUGGUUGAAGUGUAUUUAAGUAACUGCCGACAUUUUGUUUUCGUUGUUUAAAUGAAAGUAAGAAGAAAAAAAUGUUGAAAUGAAAAUUUGGUGAUUGGAUUUGAAGCACGAUGACUGCGUUUAUGCAAAGAAAUGAAUCGUCUUUUCUGGCAAAUGGAGCCAUGAAGCCCUAUGGAGAAAUUGGGUUUGCAACCCUGCCAGAACAGGUCCACAGAAAAUCAGUGAAGAAAGGAUUUGAUUUCACCCUUAUUGUAGUUGGUGAAACUGGUCUGGGGAAGUCAACACUCAUCAACAGUUUGUUUCUCACAGAUCUGUACAAAGACAGAAAAAUCCUCAGCGUUGAAGAGCGUGUCGACCGAACGGUGGAUAUAGAGAAGACAACCAUAGACAUUGAGGAGAAGGGAGUCAAACUUCGACUGACAGUUAUCGACACUCCAGGAUUUGGCGAUGCCAUCAAUUGUGAAGAAAACUGGAAAACGAUUGAAAGGUAUAUUGAUGAACAGUUCAAUCAGUUCUUCAAAGAUGAAAGCGGCUUGAAUCGAAAGAAUAUUAUUGACAACCGAGUCCAUUGUUGUUUAUACUUCAUUCCUCCAUAUGGACACGGGUUAAGGCAACUGGAUGUUGAAUUCAUGAAAAGACUGCACAGUAAAGUUAACAUUGUACCAAUUAUUGCAAAAGCAGAUACACUUACUCCAAUUGAGGUCAGAAAAUUGAAAGAUACUAUUCUGCGAGAAGUAGAAGAACAGCAGAUUAAAAUUUAUCAAUUACCAGAGUGUGACAGUGAUGAAGAUGAAGAGUUCAAACAACAAGACAAAGAAUUAAAAGAGAGCAUACCAUUUGCUGUCAUCGGAAGUACGCAAAUCGUAGAAAUAAAUGGUCGAAAGGUCAGAGGGAGGCUAUAUCCUUGGGGUAUAGUUGAAGUGGAAAAUCCUAAACACAGUGACUUCUUAAAGCUAAGAACAUUCUUAAUAAGCACACAUAUGCAGGAUUUGAAAGAUGUCACCAGAGAUGUCCAUUAUGAAAAUUACAGAGCACAAUAUAUCACUAAAAUUUCUCAGCAAGCAGCAAGAGAGAGAAAUAAACUCAGGCGAGACUCUGGACCAAAUUUUGAAGCAGUAGCGGAAACAGAUCGAUUACUGCAACAAAAGGAAGAAGAGAUUCGAAAGAUGCAAGAUAUGCUACAGCAGAUGCAACAGAAACUCCGAGCUGCUGGUACAGAAGAAGGACAGAAAGAGGAAGCUCGUGAACUGAAUUUUUAAAAUCUCAUCACAAUAUGAGCAACAACUCAUAAGAUGAAGUUAUUUUUAAAAAAAAUAUUGCAUGAAAACCAAAGAUUAAGUGACAUAAAGACCUUUGAAGUGAAAUACAAGAAUUUGAUGUUAAGACUUUCUAUUUAUAGACUAAUGUGUCAGCUGUGACUGAAUCUGUAAUAAUUCACUAUUAAAGUGCAGUAUGAUUUUGUUGCAUAUUGAACAUCGCAUCACAUAAAAUGUUUAGAUCUGAUGUUAGAUUUUUUUGUACAUAUUACCAUUUCUUUUUGCAAAGUCAAGAUUUAUUGUUACUGUUUUUUGAUAAUGGUAAAAUUUAGUAUCACUUCAGUGAUGUUUUU
Molecule: messenger RNA, 1655 nt
Organism: Argiope bruennichi
Lineage: Eukaryota; Metazoa; Arthropoda; Arachnida; Araneae; Araneidae
Gene: Septin4
Product: septin-4-like
Exons: 13
Coding region: 157-1305 (382 amino acids)
Biological process (GO): cytoskeleton-dependent cytokinesis; regulation of exocytosis
Cellular component (GO): septin complex; microtubule cytoskeleton; septin ring
Molecular function (GO): GTP binding; GTPase activity; molecular adaptor activity
Source: RefSeq, a predicted model, not a curated record